AUGCUGCGCAAUCUCAUUUUAAUCACCCUCCUCGUCGCUUCUGGACAUGGACAGACGCCUGUAAUUGGCGGAACGUGUAAACUUGGAACUGCUGAUGUUCAAAUUGGAGGAAAACAGACACAGUUUUUCCUCAAGUGCGAGACGACAGCUGAUAGUGCCGAAGGUGAAGGUGUCUGGGUUGUGAAGUCGAGAGCCGCCGCCGCUCCUUCAUCAGUACCAUCUGUUCCAGCUGAAAAUACACAGCCACAACAACAUCCAAAAGCUCGUAAACCAGCUUCCCCGAACAUUUGUGAACAAGACAAUGGAGCCCGCGAGAGCGAGGUCUGUGCCGUUUCAGCCACCUGUCUUCAGGCUCAUAACGACUUCCCAUCUUCCUACCUUCAAUGUGACCAAACCACUCUCCGAUGGGUCCGCAAGUCGUGCCAAGAGAACUUCUUGUUCAACUUUGAGCAACAAACUUGUAUCGUUCCAAAGAGAAUGAGCUCUCUCUCCCCAUCAACAUCUUCCCCAUCUAACACUGAAAAUCCCUGCUCGAAAUGCCCACUGGGAUCAGCUUGCCGCAAUGGUAACUGUAUCCCUUUAACAACUUCAAAUUUGUGUUCUGAUGGUUCUCCUCCUAAUAAUACAUGUACUCGGGAUCCGUACUCUUGUCCCAAGGGACAUUUUUGUACCGCACAAAAAGUGUGUUGCCCUUCAACUGCAUUGCAAUCAUCAAUUGGAUGUUCGACGGUCUGCACAAUCGAUGAAUCGUGUCCAAAAGGAAUGACAUGCCAGAAUAACUGCUGUGAAGAAAGAAAACUACUACGACAUCCAAAAGUAUAUCGAUAUGCAACUGUAGAGGCAACAAAUACAAUAUUUGAAGUGGAUAAUGAUAUUUUUGAUAGUGCUGCAAUCGAAUCACUCCCAACUCAAAAACCGCAGCGACUAGAUGAAAUUAUGGCUCCAGGAAUCACACCAACUCCGACAAGAACCACUGAACCUCCAAAACUUCGAUGUUUGAGUAGUAACACGGACGAGGUCAAUUCAUUAGGCGGAGCAUCAUCAUCAUCUGCAACAUGUGGAGGAACAAAUGCGAAUUGUACUUCUGAUGAAGAUUGUCCAACAACCUUCAAAUGUUAUCAAGGUUGUUGUAAAUUGGCUGUAUGUCCGAGAAGUCUAACAGCCGUCAAAUUCACAUGUAAAACUCAAUAUCACUGUAGAGCAAAUGAACAUUGCUUUUUUGGAGGAUGCUGCCCAAAAACUAUCGAAUUAGCUGUGAUAAAAUCACAAGUUUUGACAAUGAGCAAAGACAACGAGCACACCAAAGAGACAGAAAAACUGAUAAUUGGAGACUGUGAAGUGGAUACCAGAGUUAAAAAAUGUGAUAUCGAUAUUAUAUGCCCAGAGAUGUCAGAAUGUGUAGAUGGAAUAUGCUGUAAGCAACCACCAAAGGCACGAUGUGGAAAUGGAUUGAUGGCUCUUUCGAUUCCAGUUCAUUGUUCUCUAUCAGAUGAUUGUCCAAUUGCUUCUAGAUGUGAAUAUGGGAAAUGUUGUCCGUUCCUCUCAGAAUCUGCGGAUUCCACUUCCGAUAGUGUCGGAGAAACCACGCCUGUAAUUAUAAAAGAAGAAAUAAUCUCAACAGCAACAAAAGUUUGGAAGAAAGUUGACAAAACCAGUGGUGUAUCGAUUAACAAAAAUAAAUGUUUAUCCACGCAAAGAUGUGAUUUACAUACUCUGUGCCCUCCCGAUUUCACUUGCUCACUGUCGGGCAAAUGCUGCAAACUGAACAUUCAUUGCCCAGACGGGACGGUUCCUGAAACUUCAUGUCAGUCUGCUAGUAAUCAUGAUCACUGCCCAUCAUCAUCUCACAAAUGUACUUUACUCAAUAAGGAACAUUUUGCAUGCUGUUAUAGUCCUGGACUUGUCGUCGAAGGAAGUGUAACAGCUGAGGUUUCCUCAGAAUGCCCCAUAGGAUCUGUUGAAGUUGAUCCAAGAUUCGGAACUUCCUGCCGAUACAGUUUGCAGUGUCCAUCUCCCUAUUUCUGUAAUCAACGGGGUCAACAAGCCAGCGGACUCGUGUGCACAUUCUCUAGCUGCUCCAACUCCAACCCAUGCUCCGUCGGAACUUGCAACAACGGAUACUGUUGCUCCAGUGGAUCCAACUCUGGCUCAGCUAUUAUUGAUUCUGACACCAACAGCACAACUAACCCGUCACAACCAGAAACCACAAAAACCAAAAAUAAUACGAAAAAGUCUAACUCUAGUAAAAAGCACAGAAAACCCAAAAAGAAAGACGUGGAUCCCCUCUCUGAUCCACUUCUUCAAAAUGAUUUUCCAAUCGGACCUCCUGGCUAUGGGUUCCCUGAACAUUUAUCCAACUUGGAUGAAGUUCUGAUAAGAGCUCAAGGAGAUGGUGUUUCUUGUGCCGGAGGUUUCCAGUCUUCCUUGAUCUGCUCUGUUGGUUCAGAAUGUCCAGCUGGAUUGCACUGUGAUACCGCUAUUAACCUCUGCUGUCCGCUUUUACUACCACUCACUGAUCCUAAGAACCCAAAAAAGAGAAAAACGAAGAGAAGAAAGCAAAAACAAGAUGAAAAUGAGAUGGAAGCUUCAGCAAACUUCCCAGAUUCAGAUCCUGCACGAUUUUCGUCUUACUCAUGUGGAUGCAUGGGCGGAGGAUCCAGCAACUGCGUCGGAUGCCAGAAUGCCCCACAAAUCAUCACUAUCCCACAAAACUCAUGCCCAGGAGGUGGAUACUCUGUCGGAGGAUGCAGCUCUGGAUAUUGUGCCACUGGAUACAGUUGCAUCCAAAACCAAUGCUGCCCAUCAUACAACUCUGCUCCAAGAAUCUCUGUCUACACCUGCCCAUCUGGAGGAAACGCUGUUGGAGCCUGCAUGUCUGGAAGAUGCGCUAGUGGAUACACCUGUAGCAACAACGUUUGCUGCCCACAGACCACCACCACUAACCCAUUCGUCUGCCCUGAUGGAACCCAAGCUGCUGGAGGAUGUGUGAACGGACAAUGCGGAACUGGAUACACUUGCUCCAAUGGACUUUGCUGCGCCGGAACAUCAACCACUGUCAAAUGUCUUGACGGAUCUGACGCCGUCGGAGCUUGCAUUCCAUCAUGCACCGGAGAUGGAUGCGGAGGAGUUCAAGUCUCAUACUAUUGCGGAUCUGGAUACACUUGCACCACCGGAAACAUUUGCUGCCCCAUCAACAGUUGUCCAAAUGGAGGAGAAGUUCUCGGCCCAACCAUCAAUGGACUUUGCCCAACUGGAUACACCGUUCAAGGAAACCUUUGCUGCUCUGCCACCUGUACUGAUGGAUCAACUGGUCUUCCCUCUGUCAACGGAGUUUGUAUCGACGGAUACUCCCUUACCAACGGAGUCUGCUGCCCAGCAAGUGUCACCUGUACCGAUGAGAUUUCCAUUGGCCCAUGCACAGGAACUGGAUUCAACGGAGGAUGCCCAGCCGGAUACGCUUGCGAUUCCAACCAAGUUAACUGCUGCCCAGUUGUCAGAUAUACUGAUGAGUCAUGCCAAGUCGGACCAGCUAUUGAUGGACUCUGCCCACCAGGAUACGUCGUUGUCUACAUUCCAAACAGUCCACUCAUCACCAACGGCGUCAAUCCAGGAACUUGUAUCGAUCUUCAGUGUACCACCGGACUUUGCCUCACUGCUAAUCAAAUCGGAGACUGCGACACAGCAACAGACGCCGGAACCUGCCCAACUGGAUACACUUGCUUCACGAACGCCGGAAUCUGUUGUUCUACCACUACUUUCAGCCGUCUUCGUAUUGGUAACUCUCGACAAAUGGCUCAAAAGCCAAACUAUGGACGUCCACUUCACAGUUAUAUGCCUCCUCGCUUCGGCGGACCAUCCUCUUCGUGCUCUGAUGGUUCACUCUCAUCCGGUCCGUGCAUGAACGGUCUUUGUGGAAUUGGACUCGAGUGUCAGAAUGGCAAAUGUUGCUCUCCAUCAUCGAACAAGCCAGCCGGACUUCUUCAAAGCAAAUGUCCAUCCGGUGACACCGCCGUCUCCGGAUGCUUCCCAAAUGGAUCAUGUGGAACUGGAUAUGAAUGUGUUUCUUCAUUAAAUCUCUGCUGUCCACCAGGUCAACCACAGACAUUCCCAUCAUUCCCGGGUAACAACAAUGGUUUCAACAUCAACAACAACAAUCGAUUCGGAUCAUUGUCGAUGUCGCCGCGACCCAUCGGCGCCCGUUGUCAGCUUGACGGCGAGUGCGUCGGACAAGCCGAGGGGCUUUCAAUGUGCCACGCUGGAGUUUGCCAGUGCUCUCCGAUCGCCUACACGCAAGGAAUCGCAUGCGUUAGACGAAAGUCUUUCCAAAUGAACGACGACCCAGUGAUCGACGCCGCCAACGACGACAAGUCAAGCAGCAGCGUAAGCGUGUGA
This is a messenger RNA of Caenorhabditis elegans, 4392 nucleotides long. RefSeq names its product Chitin binding domain (ChtBD2) containing chtb-1 (gene chtb-1). The coding region runs from base 1 to 4392 and encodes 1463 amino acids. Gene Ontology annotation, cellular component: extracellular region. The transcript has 22 exons. Gene Ontology annotation, molecular function: chitin binding. Lineage: Eukaryota; Metazoa; Nematoda; Chromadorea; Rhabditida; Rhabditidae. The record is from RefSeq and is marked reviewed.